AUGAGAGAUAGAUGGUCUUAUUAUUCAAAAACACCUAAAUCAAAUAUUCUGACUAAAUAAAUAUCUAAUGAUUAAGAUAUAAUUGAUAGUUAAGAAAAUAAAUCACCUUAAAGUGCUAGAAGUCAAUACAUUAUGACAUCAAAUUAUGAUUAAAGAUUGUAAACCAAAGAAUUUAAUAUGCUUUGA
Molecule: messenger RNA, 186 nt
Organism: Tetrahymena thermophila SB210
Lineage: Eukaryota; Ciliophora; Oligohymenophorea; Hymenostomatida; Tetrahymenidae
Exons: 1
Source: RefSeq, a predicted model, not a curated record